ACGCUGCCGUCAGCCCUGGACAACCACGGCAGGGUUCCCGGAUGUGCUUCCCCGACGGCCAUCUUGGGAAUCUAGCGGGUCGGAGGCAUCUGUGAGGAGGCUCGAAUCAAGUCAGCGAGGGGAAGAGUCUUAGACCUGGCCAGUCCUCAAGGAGAGGGCCCUGAGGAAGAACUGAGGGACCUCCCACCAUAGAAAGAAGAAACCCCGGCCUGCACCGCGCCGCCGUGUGACUGGUGCUCCAGGAACCAGGUGGUGACGAACUGGGUGUGAGGCACACAUCCUAAAGUCAGCACAGCAGAGGAGGCCCAGGCAGUGCCAGGAGUCAAGGUUCCCAGCAGACAAACUCCCUAGGAAGACAGGAGACCUAUGAGGCCCUAGAGCACCACAUUAAGAGAAGAAGAGCUGCCUGUUGGAUCUCAUCAUCCAUAUCCCUGUUGAUACGUUUACCUGCUGCUCCUGAAGAAGUCGUUAUGCCUCCCGUUCCAGGCGUUCCAUUCCGCAACGCUGACAACAACUCCCCGACCUCAGUUGAGUUAGAAGACUGGUUAGAUGCACAGGAUCCCACAGAUGAGGAAGAGGAGGAAACCUCCUCCAUUUCCUCUUCCACUUUCUACUUAGUAUUUUCUCCCUCUUCUUUCUCCCCGUCCUCUUCUCUGAUUCUUGGUGGUCCUGAGGAGGAGGAGGUGCCCUCUGGUUUGAUACCAAGUCUUGCCGAGAGCAUUCCCAGUAGUCCUCCACAGAGUCCUCCACAGGGUCCUCCACAGGGUCCUUCCCAGAGUCCUCUGAGCUCCGGCUGCUCUUCUUUUUCAUGGAGCUCGUUCAGUGAAGAGUCCAGCAGCCAGAAAGGGGAGGAUACAAGCACCUGUCAGGGCCUGCCAGACAGUGAGUCCUCUUUCACAUAUGCACUAGAUGAAAAGGUGGCAGAGUUAGUGGAAUUCCUGCUCCUCAGAUACGAAGCAGAGGAGCCUGUAACAGAGGCAGAGAUGCUGAUGAUUGUCAUCAAGUACAAAGAUUACUUUCCUGUGAUACUCAAGAGAGCCCGUGAGUUCAUGGAGCUUCUUUUUGGCCUUGCCCUGAUAGAAGUGGGCCCUGACCACUUCUGUGUGUUUGCAAACACAGUAGGCCUCACCGAUGAGGGUAGUGAUGAUGAGGGCAGGCCCGAGAACAGCCUCCUGAUUAUUAUUCUGAGUGUGAUCUUCAUAAAGGGCAACUGUGCCUCUGAGGAGGUCAUCUGGGAAGUGCUGAAUGCAGUAGGGGUAUAUGCUGGGAGGGAGCACUUCGUCUAUGGGGAGCCUAGGGAGCUCCUCACUAAAGUUUGGGUGCAGGGACAUUACCUGGAGUAUCGGGAGGUACCCCACAGUUCUCCUCCAUAUUAUGAAUUCCUGUGGGGUCCAAGAGCCCAUUCAGAAAGCAUCAAGAGGAAAGUACUAGAGUUUUUAGCCAAGCUGAACAACACUGUCCCUAGUUCCUUUCCAUCCUGGUACAAGGAUGCUUUGAAAGAUGUGGAAGAGAGAGUCCAGGCCAUAAUUGAUACCGCAGAUGAUGCCACUGUCAUGGCCAGUGAAAGCCUCAGUGUCAUGUCCAGCAACGUCUCCUUUUCUGAGUGAAGUCUAGGAUAGUUUCUUCCCUUUGUGUUUGAACAGGGCAGUUUAGGUUCUAGGUAGUGGAGGGCCAGGUGGGGCUCAAGGAACGUAGUGUUCUUUGCAUUUCUGUUCCAUACGGGUGAUGUAGAGAUUUACCUGUUUUUCAGUACUUUCUAAAUGCUUUUCCUUUGAAUAGCAGGUAGUUAGCUUCAGAGUGUUAACUUAUGAAUAUUAGUCGCACAUGUAUUGCUGUUUAUCUGGUUUAAGAGUAACAGUUUGAUAUUUUUUUUGUUAAAAAACUGGAAAUACCUUCUUCCUUAUUUUGUGAUAUGUAACAGGGUAGUGUGGUAUUGUAAUAGGCAUUUUUUUUUUUUUUUACAAUGUGCAGUAACUCAGCAGUUAAAUAGUGGAACAAAAUUGAAGGGCGGUCAGUAGUUUCAUUUCCUUGUCCUGCUUAUUCUUUUGUUCUUGAAAAUUAAAGAUAUAUGCUUGGCUUUGCUUAGCUUGUUGAAGAAAGUAGCAGAAAUUAAAUCUUAAUAAAAGAAA
Messenger RNA from Pongo pygmaeus (Bornean orangutan), 2129 nucleotides. Its product is annotated as melanoma-associated antigen C2. Gene Ontology annotation, biological process: negative regulation of transcription by RNA polymerase II. The record is from RefSeq and is a predicted model, not a curated record. The transcript is spliced from 4 exons. Lineage: Eukaryota; Metazoa; Chordata; Mammalia; Primates; Hominidae. Gene Ontology annotation, cellular component: nucleus. The coding region runs from base 471 to 1607 and encodes 378 amino acids.